AUGUCGAGGUUUUGCAGCCAUAAGACGAAAAUCAGCAUUCAAGACAAGUGUUGCCUUCUAUGGGUGGCAGCAACAUGGAAGAAUCUUUGGCAAGGUUACCCAUAUCUGAACAUUCAGCCCAAAUGUAAUAUCUAUGUCUCUGAUAUCGACACCAUUGUUGAGGACUUGGGCGGUUUGGAGGCCGUACCUGGGGAUAUCAACACCGUUGUUGGGGAGUUCGGCGGUUUAGAAAAGCAACUACAAAAGCUACCCCGGGAUAUUUACUUCAUGAUUCAGGACUUGUGCAAUGACUCAUGGUAUUGCAGCGUUUUGCACCUUGGUCGUCAAAUGUGGGCGCUCCAGGAGAACAGCGACCACCGGGGGCAAAUGAUUCCCCUUGUUGACAUCAAAGCUUGGGUCCGUGGCGACGCUCCUCUGGUUGGAGACACCUCCGGUGAGCCCGUUGUUCGUUUGUCAAUUGAUCUUCGUGGCCUAGCACGCAUUGAAAGGCUGGAAAAAGCGGAAGACAGCCGUCGGUCAAACCACAUGUGCUACAUUGUCGAAGUAGCAAAACGGUUCAAAGGGGUGUCCGUGGAGUUCCAAGUUAGUCCAUCUGCAGAAUGUCAGACGCAUAUCACUAAUGGCUCAUAG
Molecule: messenger RNA, 630 nt
Organism: Metarhizium robertsii ARSEF 23
Lineage: Eukaryota; Fungi; Ascomycota; Sordariomycetes; Hypocreales; Clavicipitaceae
Exons: 1
Coding region: 1-630 (209 amino acids)
Source: RefSeq, a predicted model, not a curated record